AUGUUGAAACUCAGCGGUGGCGGUGGCGGUGGCGGGCAGAACUGGGCAUGCUCAGUAGCAGACCCAGGUCUUGGAGGCGAGGCCGCGUUUGAAGUCGCGCGACCAGGAGAUUAGGGGGAGAGCGGCAGCCGGCGGGGCUCUAGUUAGGGGUGCUCGGGGAUCCCGGGCUCGAGCCCGCCCGAAGCGGGCAAGCUGGAGGCGGGCGCCCGGGGACCGGCGGGCGAGAGGCUGGGCGUGGAGGAGGAGGAGGGGGAGCCGGUGGGAGAAGGGGAGGAGCGCGCAGCUCGCCAUCCCCCGGCGGCAGCACUGCGGCUGCUGAGUCGGAAGCCGCAGGGAGGAUCCGGGGAAAUAAGGACGCCCGAGAAUGACCUCCAGAGAGGCCGCCUGAGCCGGGGCGCGUGCGCUCCCCCGCCAGCCCCCAGCAUGGACGACGGCGGCGGGCAGCCGGAGCGCUCGGCCCCGCACGCCCCCGGGGCCUCCACCGACGCUGCCACCGUGAACGGGCUGCUGCACAACGGCUUCCACUCGCCGCCCAUCCAGCCGCCGCGCCUCUGCAGCAGGAGCCCCGCGGGCGGCGGCGACGCGGCUCCCCCGCGCCUCCCGCUCCUGCCGGAGCUUCAGCCUCAGCCGCCGCCCCCUCAGCACGACUCCCCGGCCAAGAAAUGCCGGCUGCGGAGGAGGAUGGACUCGGGGAGGAAGAACAGGCCUCCAUUCCCCUGGUUUGGAAUGGAUAUCGGUGGAACACUGGUUAAGUUGGUCUACUUUGAGCCCAAGGAUAUUACGGCUGAAGAGGAACAAGAAGAAGUAGAGAACCUGAAGAGUAUCAGGAAGUAUUUGACUUCUAAUACCGCCUAUGGAAAAACUGGGAUCCGAGACGUCCACUUGGAACUGAAAAACCUGACCAUGAGUGGGCGCAAAGGGAACCUCCACUUCAUCCGCUUUCCCAGCUGUGCUAUGCACAGGUUCAUUCAGAUGGGCAGCGAGAAGAACUUCUCCAGCCUUCACACCACCCUCUGUGCCACAGGAGGUGGGGCUUUCAAAUUCGAAGAGGAUUUCAGAAUGAUUGCUGAUCUGCAGCUGCAUAAGCUGGAUGAACUGGACUGUCUGAUUCAGGGCCUGCUUUACGUCGAUUCUGUCGGCUUCAAUGGCAAGCCGGAAUGUUACUAUUUUGAAAAUCCCACCAACCCGGAAUUAUGUCAAAAAAAGCCGUACUGCCUUGACAAUCCGUACCCUAUGUUGCUGGUUAACAUAGGCUCAGGGGUCAGCAUUUUAGCCGUGUAUUCCAAGGACAACUAUAAACGAGUUACAGGGACCAGUCUUGGAGGUGGAACAUUCCUAGGCCUAUGUUGCUUGCUGACUGGUUGUGAGACCUUUGAAGAAGCUUUGGAAAUGGCAGCUAAAGGCGACAGCACCAAUGUUGAUAAGCUGGUGAAGGACAUUUACGGAGGAGACUAUGAACGAUUUGGCCUUCAAGGAUCUGCUGUAGCAUCAAGCUUUGGCAACAUGAUGAGUAAAGAAAAGCGAGAUUCUAUCAGCAAGGAAGACCUCGCCCGAGCCACUUUGGUCACCAUCACCAACAACAUUGGCUCCAUUGCUCGGAUGUGUGCGUUAAAUGAGAAUAUUAACAGAGUUGUAUUUGUUGGGAAUUUUCUCCGAAUCAAUAUGGUCUCCAUGAAGCUGCUAGCAUAUGCCAUGGACUUCUGGUCCAAAGGACAACUGAAAGCUCUCUUCUUGGAACAUGAGGGUUAUUUUGGAGCUGUCGGGGCACUACUGGAACUGUUCAAAAUGACUUCUGACCUGUAGAGAGGAGCAUGAGAGGUACAGCCUCCUGUGAGGACGAACUGCUGCUGGAGAAGGUGCAAGCUGCUGGGGGAUGGAAGCCAAGCCAUUAUGGCAGUUAAACCUGCUGGAUUUGUAAAUAACUUAAAAUCCUUCUAGCUGAUCUUUUACUCUUCGGUUUUGAUUUAAAAUGGAGACUACAAGAGCUUUUCUGUAUAUGGUAUUUUUAAAAAUAAAAAAUAUCAACAACAACAAAAAUAUUGUGCAGCGUGGCCAAACCUACCAAUUUUAUGCAUUAACUUUAAAAAUGUUGUUUGAUGUUUAAGAAGGACCUGUAAUGUAAGAGCUGGUUUGUUUUGUUUUGUUUUCUUCUGGGGUUUACUGAUCAGUGUGGUAAUUUUAACUUCAUUUAGUAAUUACUCUAGGAGAUUUUACUUUUACGUAUAUAUUUUUCAUGAUGUUUCAUGAUUUGCUGUUUGUUUCAAAUGAAACUACAAAUCUAGCAUGUUUUACUGUGAACACUGUUUGUUUACCUUUUUUGUCUUGUUUUUCUGUUUGAAUGUUUUGAAUGAAAGAGACCACCACUUCUGUCUUUGGGUGAUCGCCCCUACCCCACUAACUCAAAUAGUAGACUUUCUUUUACAGUAAUUGUUCAUCUUAAUUAAGGUGCUGACCAACUCAAUACAAAGUUAAUCACGAAAUCUAAAGCUCUCAGAAGUGCCCAGAAGAGAAGACACUAAAUGUGUUUUUUCAUUUAAUGAGUCUUAAAAAAGUUGAAAACAAUAUGCAAUUUUGUCUUAGCCCUUAAGAAUAUAAUAGAGUUUUGUUGGGUUUCUUUUCUGCUAGGUUAUAUUAAAUAGAAUUAUUCUAUUCUAAAAUGUCCUUAUCCUUGCAUAGAAUAGAAUGGCAGCAAAUCCUUGUUCACAUCAUGAAAUUUCA
Molecule: messenger RNA, 2718 nt
Organism: Elephantulus edwardii (Cape elephant shrew)
Lineage: Eukaryota; Metazoa; Chordata; Mammalia; Macroscelidea; Macroscelididae
Gene: PANK1
Product: pantothenate kinase 1
Biological process (GO): coenzyme A biosynthetic process
Cellular component (GO): cytosol; nucleus
Molecular function (GO): pantothenate kinase activity; ATP binding
Source: RefSeq, a predicted model, not a curated record